GUUUCAUGAGUGCGUUUUAUUUCGAGUGAUUUUCUGUUUCUGUUGCUGUGGUUCUUGGCUACUGUGAUGGCGUCGGCGUCCUGGCUGCUGUGUAGUGACAGGCAAGAUGGCGUCAGCGUCCCUUGUCGGUGGUAAAAAAAAAGUUCUUUUGCCGUUACCGGCUGCUAGAGAUCCUGAAUUGCUGAUCUUUAGCUAUUUAGCUAUAUUAUGGCACAUUUGACAAACUUUGGAAAACGGAGUAGAAAACAUUCUGGAAAAGGAAUCCAUCGCCCUAUUCUAAAGUAUGAUUCAAACUCAGAGGAAUCAGAUUAUGAACAAAAACGUCGGUUGUAUAGAAAUCAUGCUUCGAACAACAAUUGUUCCCAUACCAUUCUUCUGGUUGUCGCAGUCAUCGCUAUUGGAUUUGCUUUUUAUUUUGUAGGGAAUUCAUUACUAGCGGUUCUUCAUAAUCAACCGAUGCAAGUGAUGUCAACUUUCGAAACAGUUGAUAAACCUGAGAUAAUAGUGGAUCCACGCACCGUUGUCAACCAUUUGUUUGAUCGCGUCAGUGAAUAUAUCAAGCUAGGAGCUCAAUUGCAAUAUAUCUCGAUCAUGACAAAGGCUCCACGUGACAAAAUUGUUUCCCCUGGAUGUACGUCACCAGGGGAAGGAAUGGUCCAAUUAGUUUGUGUGCAUCUGAACGAAGAAGUGGAACAGGAUAUCACAGAAAUGUUUGACAAUUUUUUAAAUGUUUUCUUGAGCCAAGCUCAAAAAAUUCCCAGCUUCGUAAAAUUUGAAAUCGGUCAAAAGUUUAACGAGGUUCAAUCAGGGCUACUCCAGACACUUGCAGCUAUUGAUUUUACAAGAGAAAACAUUGACUUUGAAGAUAUUUCCCGAAUAAAAUCAAUAAAAAAUGCAUUUUUGGAAGCUAUCGAUAGUGAAAUGCAAGCUUGUCGCAACCGUCUUGAAAAGAUGUCCGGUGAUAGUUACAAUAAGCGCAGCAAAGCCAUACUAGAAACGGAGCUGCAGGUGCUUGCAACAACAUUUCAUGAGAUGACCAAGCUAAGUGAAAGUGAUUUGUUUAGUAAAGCUCGUGAAGCAGUUCCUUUUGCACCUGGAUUGACAGUUUUUGGAAUAGUUUUAAUUGUCAUAAAAUGGAUUUUCAUUUUAUUCGGCGUUGCAUGUGCCAUUAGCCUGUCCCAUUUUGAGUGGCCGGCUGCAGCAAUGACGUCCGUGGACGCCGAAUCUAACACCAACGCCGCCGCUUCACGCAAACGGGUGUGA
Molecule: messenger RNA, 1263 nt
Organism: Culex quinquefasciatus (southern house mosquito)
Lineage: Eukaryota; Metazoa; Arthropoda; Insecta; Diptera; Culicidae
Exons: 4
Coding region: 208-1263 (351 amino acids)
Source: RefSeq, a predicted model, not a curated record